This is a messenger RNA of Marasmius oreades (fairy-ring Marasmius), 1487 nucleotides long. RefSeq lists its product as uncharacterized. Gene Ontology annotation, molecular function: carbohydrate:proton symporter activity. Lineage: Eukaryota; Fungi; Basidiomycota; Agaricomycetes; Agaricales; Marasmiaceae. The record is from RefSeq and is a predicted model, not a curated record. The transcript is spliced from 13 exons. Bases 1 to 1419 code for a protein of 472 amino acids. Gene Ontology annotation, biological process: carbohydrate transport; transmembrane transport. Gene Ontology annotation, cellular component: plasma membrane.
AUGCCGGACUUCGUCCGACGGUUUGGUGAGCCCGACGGUAAUGGAGGCUUUGUUUUAUCAGCAGAUAGACAGGCCAUCAUCACCUCGUUGCUCUCUGCUGGAACUUUCGUUGGCGCCCUUGGACAAGCCUUCACCUCCGACCGCUUCGGUAGAAAAGGGUCUAUCUUCAUAUGGUCCGUCAUUUUCACCAUCGGAACCACUAUCCAAACCGCAACCGUCAAUUCGUUGGCUCAAAUCACUAUUGGGAGAUUUAUCGCUGGCCUUGGUGUGGGAGCAUUGUCUGCCAUUGUUCCACUGUACAACGGUGAAACAGCACCGAAAGCACUUCGUGGAACGCUUCUAGUAUUAUACCAGCUCCAAAUCAUUGUUGGGAUAUUCAUCAGCUACAUUAUCGAUCUCGGAACCCAUAAAGUCCCAAGUUCAGUAUCAUGGCGAGUGCCUGUAGGGCUGCAGAUCGCAUGGGGUCUAUUCCUCUGCUCUGGAAUAUUUUUCCUCCCUGAAUCUCCGCGUCAUUUACUAGGCACAGGACAGACAGCCCAGGCAACGAAGGUCAUUGCAGAACUCAACGGUGUCCCCGAAGAUGAUCCGCUCGUAGCUGAACUCGUGGGCGAUCUCCAAUUCGCUAUCAACGCGGAAAACGAAGGCGGCAAGGCUACGUGGCUCGAAUGUUUCUCCACACGUAACGCGCUCUGGAAACGUACCUUGAACGGAAUGAUGUUAAUGUUUAUUCAACAAUUGAAUGGUCAGAAUUUCUAUUACUAUUAUGGGCCUACCUUCUUCUCUGCUGCCAAAACUGGUCUCGAUCCUCUGGCUAUUCAAGCGAUCUUGGGUGGAGUUUCCGUAUUUGGAACUAUACCUGCCUUGUAUCUGAUCGAAGCAUGGGGUCGUCGGUUAUCAGUCCUUACUGGUGCCGUCCUCGAAGCCCUGUGUUCACUCAUUGCCGGGCUAGUGGGACACUUUUUACUCGCCAGUUCAAACCCAGACACGAACAAAAGAGGUGGAGAUGUGCUAGUAGCCUUUGCCGUUCUCCACGUUUUGUCAUUCUCCAUUUUCUGGGGACCCGUUCCAUGGGUUUACCUCGGUGAAUCUUUCCCGCUCCGUGUUCGACCCAAAUGUAUUGCGCUCGGAAGUGCGACCAACUGGCUGUGGAACUUUUUGUUGUCAUUCUUCGCCCCGAAAAUUGCGGCCAAGAUUGGCCCACUCAUCCUGAUGAUAUUCUUCGGUAUGCUGGUGUUCGGGUAUGUUUACGUUUGGCUCUUUAUACCCGAAACGAAAGGAUUGAGUCUGGAGGAGGUCGAUGAAAUGUACAGAGCGGGAAUCAAACCUUGGCGUUCUGCCUCUUGGAAACCUCAUUUGUUGGAAGAGGCUCAUGAGAAGCACCUUGCGGAUGAAAGGAACGAGCAGAAACUGUCUCCAUGAAAGUUUACGAUUGAAGGUGUACCCCCCCCCCCCGGUAUGACAAAAAAUGAAUGUUUAUCGUUGGCACG